Messenger RNA from Miscanthus lutarioriparius, 1185 nucleotides. The record is from the annotation of a GenBank genome assembly. NCBI's taxonomy places the organism in Eukaryota, Viridiplantae, Streptophyta, Magnoliopsida, Poales, Poaceae.
AUGGCGUGGCGAUGGCUGCGCGCGGCGACGGGGAGGAGGGGCUGGUGGGACGCGGCGCCGUCGGGGACGCCGUUGUUUGCGGCGGAGCAGCGCGCGACGCUGGUGAACGUGAAGCUGAAGUUGGUCAAGGACCGGGCCCUCGACGCUGCGGUGUCGCGGGAGCGGCACCUCCGCACCGCCCACCACCUGCUCGACCUCGUGUUCUCCCGGCCCGGCCACCGCAUCUCGCGGUCGGAAUUCCUCGCCGAGAAGUCCGCUCAAAGGCUGUGUGGGUCGGCGUACUCUUUGCUCGAGUUCCUCAGCAGAUACCAUACCAUGUUCGCGUUGUCCCGCGGCGGCGUGUCGCUGACAGACGUGGCGUUCGUCCUGCGGCAGCGGGAGGUAGAUUGCCUCUUCGCCACCGAGGACGACCUCGUCGCCCGCCUCCGCCGUCUCCUCAUGCUCACCCUCCCCCGCUCGCUCCCGCUCCACACCGUCGACCUCCUCCGCUGGGACCUUGGCCUGCCCAGCGAUUACCGAGCCUCCAUCCUCCCCCGGUACCCCGACCACUUCGCCCUUGAGCAGCCCGAGGGCGACGAGCGCGUCUGGCUCCGCCUCCUCUCCUGGGACGAUCUUCUCGCCGUCUCCGAGCUUGAGAAGAGCGCUGACGGGGGCGAUACCACCUGCCUCCCCUUCCCGGUGAGCUUCACUAGGGGUUAUGGUCUGAGAAGCAAGUGCAUGACCUGGCUGCGGGAGUGGCAGGCGCUGCCAUACACCAGCCCAUACUCCAACGCUUCAGGCCUCGACCGCCGCACAGACGUGUCAGAGAAGCGGAAUGUGGGAGUGUUCCAUGAGCUGCUGCACCUCACUGUGGCGAAGAGAACAGAGCGCCAGAAUGUGAGCAAUAUGAGGAAGCUGCUUGGAAUGCCACAGAAGUUCACCAAGGUGUUUGAACGCCACCCUGGCAUUUUUUACCUGUCCAGGAUUUGUGGCACUCAGACGGUUGUUCUUAGGGAAGCUUACGGCGGUGGAAGCCAGCUGCUUGAGAAGCAUGCACAUCCGCUUGUUGCUAUCAGGGAAGAGUACUCCACCUUGUUGAGGGCAGCAUUGCCACCAAGGACGAGGGUUAGAGCAAGACAUGGUUCUUUCAGCAGGCAGGAUGAGGGAUGUGUGGUGGGAGGAGAUGAAUUCGAACUCUCCAAGUGA